CAGGAGGAGCUCUGCCUCGGUGAUGGAUUCAUGUGGAAAUAAGAAGAUUGGAGUGCAGAUAUAGUGUAACAGGAGAAGAAGCGGAUGAUGGCCUCAGACUGGAGUUUAUUUAUCGGUACAGGACUGUGUGAGGUCAAGCAGGAGAUCAGCUGGUGUUCAUGAGGAAACUUCACCUGCUUCUAUUCUGGGAAAUAAAAAUGUUGUAAUUGAAUGUCAUAGCUGGAUUUAGACUAAAAAGAAGAAGAAUGGCGAAGAUCUGCACUGAACGCUCGUAUCCGUCUCAUCACCGGCUCUCGGUCCGGGCCUCAAACGAAGAACUGGACCAAAUGGAAAAUGGGGACAGCAGGAGACACUCAAUAUGCGAGGACACCAUCUCCGACAUGAACGGGGUUAUGUCCAGUCAGCUCCAGGAGUCUCGCAGGAGCUCCUUCACAGGAGCAGGGGCCAUGGCCAGGCUCUCCCACUUCCUGUUCAUGCUGAGGAACUGGGCGUCUCACAGACUGCAGAAUGAGGCAGAGCGCCCCGACUCCUUCCUGGAGAGAUUCCGAGGUCCUGAGCUUAAAGAUCUCUCCAGCCGCGGCAGCAUCGCCCGGUCCUCAUUAGAACAUCCUGAGCGGCCUCACAACAGGAAUCAGUGGUCACUCGCACUUUACAAUACGAACAACUGCAACAGCACAGACGACAAAAAAGAGGAAACAAAGAAAGAUGAGAAAAAAGUGGAGGAGAAAAAGGAUGGACAGAAAAAUGAAGAGAAAAAGGAUGGGGAGAAGAAAGAAGAGAAAAAGGAUGAAAACAAGGAGAAAAAGAAAGAUGAUAAAAAGACAGAGGAGCCUCAGAAAAACUCGUUUAUCGUGGAUCCGUCCACAGACCUGUAUUAUCACUGGCUGACAGUAAUAGCAGGACCAGUGUUCUACAACCUGAUGAUGCUCAUCACAAGAUCUUGCUUUAACGAGCUCCAGGACUCGUACACGACGCUGUGGAUGAUCCUGGACUACACGUCGGAUUUGAUCUACUACACGGACACCUUUGUGAGAUCGAGAACAGGUUUCUUAGAACAAGGACUUCUGGUGAAAGACACAAAGAAGUUGAUGGAGAAUUACAGAAAAACAGUGCAGUUUAAAUACGACAUCUUCUCCAUGCUCCCCACGGAUAUUUUCAUGAUCAAGGUGGGAUACAACAACCCCGAGCUACGCUUCAACCGCCUCUUCAAAAUGGCACGUCUCUUCGAGUUCUUCGAUCGGACCGAGACGAGAACGAACUACCCGAACAUCUUUCGUAUCAGCAACCUCGUACUUUACAUCCUCAUCAUCAUCCACUGGAACGCCUGCAUCUUCUUCGCAAUUUCUAAAACCAUCGGCUUCGGGACAGACACCUGGGUGUAUCCGAACAUCAGUCAUCCGGAAUACGGGCGUCUGUCCAGGAAAUACAUCUACUGCCUGUACUGGUCUACGCUCACCCUCACCACCAUUGGAGAAACUCCACCCCCUGUUAGAGACGUCGAGUACCUGUUUGUGGUCACCGACUUCCUCAUUGGUGUGUUAAUCUUCGCUACCAUUGUCGGUAAUGUGGGUGCGAUGAUCUCCAACAUGAACGCGUCACGUGCCGACUUCCAGGCCAAGAUCGACUCCAUCAAGCAGUACAUGCAGUUCCGGAAGGUCAGCAAAGAUCUCGAGGCCAGAGUCAUCAAGUGGUUUGAUUACCUCUGGACGGAGAAGAAAACCUGCGAUGAGAAGGAGGUACUGAAGAACCUUCCAGACAAGCUCAAAGCCGAGAUCGCCAUUAACGUCCACCUGGACACACUGAAGAAGGUACGGAUCUUUCAGGACUGUGAAGCCGGGCUUCUUAUCGAGCUGGUCCUGAAGCUUCAGCCUCAAGUCUUCAGCCCUGGAGAUUACAUUUGCAAGAAAGGCGACAUCGGACGCGAGAUGUACAUCAUCAAAGAAGGGAAGCUCGCCGUGGUGGCCGACGACGGAGUCACGCAGUUCGUGGUUCUCAGCGACGGAGCGUAUUUCGGAGAAAUCAGCAUCCUUGGUAUCAAAGGCAGCAAAGCCGGGAACAGAAGAACCGCAAACAUCCGCAGCGUGGGCUACUCCGACCUCUUCGCCCUCUCCAAAGACGACCUCAUGGAGGCGCUGACCGAGUACCCUGAAGCCAAAAAGGCACUGGAGGAGAAAGGGAAGGCCAUCCUGAGGAAGGAUAAUCUCCUGGAUGAAGCGGCGGCCAGCGCCGGAGCCGACCCCAAAGAUCUGGAGGAGAAGAUUUCACAAUUGGAGAGCAACCUUGAAAUAAUGACCACUAAGUUGGCCAGACUGGUAGCAGAGUACACGUCCUACCAGAGCAGGAUCAAGCAGAGGCUCACCAACAUGGAGAACAAAGUAAAGACGCUGAGGGAGGAAGAUCUUUCCGAGGUGGUGGCCGACAAAAAGGAGGAGGAGAAAAAAAACAAAUAGAUUGAUGAUUUGUUUGUACAUUUUGGUAACAUUUCUAAAUGCAGCAUUAUUUACAUGUACAGAACGACAUUUAGAGCUUUAAAGCUAAACUGAUUUCCACAUUGUACAGCACUGCAUUCAUCACCAGGGGUCCCCAAACUAUGGCCCCUAUGCCCCACAUUUGGUAUGGCCCCUUUGAACAAUGCCAGAGACAUAUUUUGAACAUUUAAUUUUAAAUAUAUGUUUUACUCAUAUCAUAUCUGUAUUUGAUAAUAAAAUUUGGCUUUUAAA
Molecule: messenger RNA, 2720 nt
Organism: Silurus meridionalis
Lineage: Eukaryota; Metazoa; Chordata; Actinopteri; Siluriformes; Siluridae
Gene: cnga3a
Product: cyclic nucleotide gated channel subunit alpha 3a
Exons: 9
Coding region: 246-2450 (734 amino acids)
Biological process (GO): monoatomic cation transmembrane transport
Cellular component (GO): plasma membrane; intracellular cyclic nucleotide activated cation channel complex
Molecular function (GO): intracellularly cAMP-activated cation channel activity; protein-containing complex binding; intracellularly cGMP-activated cation channel activity
Source: RefSeq, a predicted model, not a curated record